AUGGCGCACUUCCAAUCCUAUCCCUCAACUCAGCCAUACGCACCCCCCUCCGAGCCGCUCGCAUUCUUCGGCUCCACCGCCGGACAGACCAGCGGCGUCCCUUCCUCCUCCUCCUCGCCUUAUUAUGCAGGAUCGCGCUCAUCCCUCGAGGGCAAUAUGGGCGGUGCGGCGUACCCUGGCGGCAGUAUGAGCGGGGCACGGGGAGGUGGAGUCGGCGGCGUGGGCGGGUUCAUGGUACAGGAGGGGAGGUGGUGGCAGGCUUUUGGGACCGGGGGGUUUGAUGGCGAACCGGGGCUGAUAGAAGAACUCGGGAUCAACCCCUCACAUAUCCUGCAAAAGAGCUUGACAGUCCUGAACCCCUUGUCUAGGGUAGACGAGCGAAUCAUGGACGACGCGGACCUAGCUGGACCCUUCGUCUUUUGCUUUGCGUUUGCUUUCGUUCUCCUCCUCUCCGGCAAACCCCAAUUCUCCUACAUCUACGGCGUCGGCCUCCUCGGCACCACGGCCAUCUACCUCCUCCUCAACCUCAUGUCCCCAUCCGGGAUAGACGCCUACCGUACCGCCUCUGUCCUGGGCUACUGCCUCCUCCCCAUGGUCGGACUCGGCAGCGUUGGGAUUGCGGUCGGGACGGACCACGUCGUGGGGUACGUCCUGGCCGCACUGUCUAUAGUCUGGUGCACCCACUCGGCGUCCGGCAUAUUCACGGCGGUGUUGAGGAUGGACAGGCAGAGACUGUUGGUCGCGUACCCGGUGGGCCUGUUUUAUGCUUGCUUUUCGCUUUUGAGUAUAUUCAAGGCGAGUGGGAGUGUGUAG
Dioszegia hungarica is the source of this 813-nucleotide messenger RNA. Its product is annotated as vesicle-mediated transport-related protein. Lineage: Eukaryota; Fungi; Basidiomycota; Tremellomycetes; Tremellales; Bulleribasidiaceae. Gene Ontology annotation, cellular component: membrane; trans-Golgi network. Gene Ontology annotation, biological process: endoplasmic reticulum to Golgi vesicle-mediated transport; vesicle fusion with Golgi apparatus. The transcript is spliced from 3 exons. The coding region runs from base 1 to 813 and encodes 270 amino acids. The record is from RefSeq and is a predicted model, not a curated record.